Messenger RNA from Drosophila subpulchrella, 1691 nucleotides. RefSeq names its product flocculation protein FLO11. Lineage: Eukaryota; Metazoa; Arthropoda; Insecta; Diptera; Drosophilidae. The transcript has 2 exons. The coding region runs from base 4 to 1215 and encodes 403 amino acids. The record is from RefSeq and is a predicted model, not a curated record. Gene Ontology annotation, molecular function: protein tyrosine phosphatase activity.
AACAUGUUCCACUCCAGGCCUCAGUCGCAAUCCAGCUCCUUGGCCAAGUUUGCUCCACUCCUGACCUUUGUCUUGACUUUUGUCGGGGCCAAAGGGGACUACGACUGGUAUGGCGACUAUUCGGGCUCUGAAUUGGACUACAUUUUCGCGGAUGUGAACUACGAUGCCGUCUGCCCACCGGGUGGCCAUCCAGCUUGUGCCUCCGAUGGCUACAACUACCAUCCGUUUUCGAGCAAGUGUCGCCUGGACUCGCAGAACUUGAAGCUACUAUUCGCCGGCAAGAAGGAACUUAUCCAAACCGAUCUGAAGUACUGUUCCUCGCAUCCCGGCCAAUCGUAUGGGCCCCCUGCUCAUGCCCAGGUUUACUAUCCCAAGAACUCGCCCGUCCAGAGCUAUGCCCCGGUUCAGUAUUCCUCUUCGUCUGGCCAGAAUUCGUUUGCCUAUGCCGCUGCCAGUGGUCCCUAUGGCGCCAAGGCAUCGGCCGAGGCUCCUGGUCCGUAUCCUGUGGCUGCUCCUUCCUACUCCGUUUCCUAUCCUUCCGCUCCUGUUCCCGUUCCCGCUCCCGUUCCCGCUCCCGCUCCCGCUGCCUAUGCCCCACCCCCAGCCAAGUAUCCUUCCCGUCCAGCCAAGUACCCCGUACCAUUCUCCUCCUACCCCGCCUAUGCCGCUGUUCUAAGCUUUGAACCACCAAGCACCACCAAGGCGCCAUCUAGCGGAUCGACUGCGACCUCGGCCACCAGCUCCACCACAAAAGCCAGCAGAUAUCCAGCAUACCCCACAACCACUGCAGCAACAACCACGGCGGCAACAACCACCGCAGCAACAACCACGGCAGCAACAACCACGGCAGCAACAACCACCGCAGCAACAACCACGGCGGCAACAACCACGGCAGCAACAACCACUGUGGCAACCACCAAAGCGGCAACAACCACAGAGGCAACCACCAAAGCAGCAACAACCACAGAGGCAACUACUAAAGCAGCAACAACCACUGUAGCAACAACUAAGGCGGGAACAACCACAGUGGCAACCACAAAGGCAGCAACUACUGCAGCAGCAACAACCAAGGCGGCAACCACUGCAACAGCAACAACUAAGGCAGCAACCACUGCAUCAGCAACAACCAAAGCAUCAACCACUGCAGCAGCAACAACCAAAGCAGCAACCACUGUAGCACCAACAACAGCAGCUCCUUCUGUAAGUAUACCCUAAACCACCAAUCCGACCAUUUCAGAACCCCUAAAAACUGAAUGGAAAACACAUCGAUCAGCACCACCACCCAUGAACGCCACACUUGAAGGCCUAGGAAAACCACCGAGAAAUCACUUAAAGAUAUCACCCAACGAAAUAUUAAUUUUAGCCUCAGCAAUGUGUAGAGUGUUCAAUUUAGCCAAAAUGAAACAAUCAGUACAGCACAUAAACAACUUGAUUCGAUAGCAUCUGUUGUUUGGAUUUUUGGAGCACUGAGAGAAAGUAUUACUACACAAAUAUAUAUCAAAAUGUGUUUGAUCUUAUUUAAAAGAUAAAAUAUCAAACUUUUAAAAGGUAUACAACAUUUUUGGUUUCAUACCUUAUUAAACCUUAUAUGGUUUUUUGUUAUUUAAUUCUAUGAUGAUUUUACAAUAUUAAUAAAAUCUAAAAGCCUCUAGUUUCAAACUAAAUAAAUAUUUCAAACACCACAAUGUUAU